This is a messenger RNA of Peromyscus maniculatus bairdii (prairie deer mouse), 280 nucleotides long. NCBI's taxonomy places the organism in Eukaryota, Metazoa, Chordata, Mammalia, Rodentia, Cricetidae. The record is from RefSeq and is a predicted model, not a curated record.
GAACCGACAGCCUUGGCGCGGACUGGUAUCUGGUUGACUGCGGUUUGCAGGGUCUGCCAUGGAGUCAGAGCAGAUGCUGGAGGGACAGACGCAGGUUGCAGAAAACCCUCACUCUGAGUACGGUCUCACAGACAACGUUGAGAGGAUAGUUGAAAAUGAGAAGAUUAAUGCAGAGAAGUCAUCAAAACAGAAGGUGGAUCUACAGUCUUUGCCAACCCGUGCCUACCUGGAUCAGACAGUUGUGCCUAUCUUAUUACAGGGUCUUGCUGUGCUUGCAAAG